ACGCGGCGACGCAUGCGCGGGGGGCGCCGGCCGGCAGUGCGCGGGGAUGAGCGGGCGAGGCGCGUCGCGGUAGCGGCAUGGCCGGCUCCUGACGCCGCCAUGGCCUCCACCAUGCAGCUGGAGUUCACGCAGGCGAUGACCGACUUCAAGACCAUGUUCCCCGAGAUGGACGAUGACGUCAUCGAGGCGGUGCUGCGCGCCAACCAGGGCGCCGUGGACGCCACCAUCGACCAGCUGCUGGCCAUGAGCACCGACAACCAGAACGAGCGGCUGCGGCAGGAGAUGGAGCGCACGGAGCAGCCCCGCGCCCCGCGCCCCCCCGCCGCCGCCGCCGCCGACCCAGACCCGGAGGACCCGUCGAUCCCGCUGUCGGUGCGGCGGCAGUGGGUGCCGCGCAUGCUGGGCACCCUCCCCCCCACCUUCCUCCGCCUGCCCGCCGGCGCCGCCGCGCGCGUGGACCUGAGCCUCGACAUGGACGACGAGAGGAUCGCCGCCUUCCUGCAGAACGAGGAGUUCAUGGCCGAGCUGCGCUGGAACCAGGAGUUCAUGGCGGCGCUGGACAGCGAGCAGGGCAACAGCAAGGCGCCGGAUGACGAAGCGGUGUUUAAAGAGAGAUUAAAGAAUAUGGGCAAAUUAUCGCGCAAAAAGUUCGCUCAACUAUCGCGGAUGUUCUCGCGGGGCGGCAGCGGGUCGCGCAAGGGCAGCGCGCGGACGCCGGCGCGGGGCGGGGCGCGGGGGGGGCCGCCCGACAGCCUGCUGCUGCAGGAGGAGCACAGUGAUGAUGACGAGCGCCCCGCCAAGUAGCCGCCCGCCCCCCGCGCCCCCCGCGUGCCCUGCCCGCUAUUAGUGACACCAACCUUAUAGGGGACACGGCACACUGGGGGGCGCGGAAUGAAGAUACGAAGAAGCUAUGGUACCUUCUACGGAUGAAGAGGAAAACUAAAGAUGGGAUACGACGAUGUCACCGGAGCUCUUUAUGUGUAGAAUACGCACCAUAGAGUAGCGGUUAAACUGGGCUACAGGCACCCAGUGGGCACCCAGCUAUAUUUAUAACUCCCUUGCUUUGUAUGACCCGGGGACACCAUCAUUACCAUUGUGCCCGCGCCUCCAACGUCUGUGAACUGUCGCGAGAUAAGCUAGGAUUUCCAAGAAAGGCUGAUAUGAUUAUGUGGUUGAAAGUUGUAUAGGAUAAUCCACCUUAUACUUACUUAGAUAGAAAUUGUAAAUAACAGUAAUAGUUGACAGGAUAAGUAGAUUGCUUUGUUUCAAUGACGAAUUUAGAUAUACCGUUAGUUAUUCGUAGGUAACAUUGUUUACUUUGCCUGAUGUGGCUCGUUUUGGAUUAGAACAUGCCCUGUCCUCCGAAUGAUGAUAGGUGUACGUAGUUAGAAUAGGUACAUCAUCAGUUUCCAACCAAAGUUUGCAGUGAACAUGAUCAUCGCUUUACCAAAUUGAUCUCAUUAUAGCAUUAGUAGAAACUUAUUUUUAGUUUUUUCCCCGUUUUUGAACUUCUUUGUUUAGAUGUUAAUUGAUACAAAUUAACGAUAUCUGUUUCGUUUUAAUGUUAUAUUGUGAAAAUAUAUUAUAUAUAUUAUGUAAUAAAAUUAUAAAUUAAAUUAGUUUCCUAUUUUUGCAUUGCUACGAAACAUUGUUUGAAAUAUUGUGAGCUCUUUUUUCAGGAGCGGAUUACAUUAAAUGCCGUUUGGAGAAUA
Molecule: messenger RNA, 1712 nt
Organism: Plutella xylostella (diamondback moth)
Lineage: Eukaryota; Metazoa; Arthropoda; Insecta; Lepidoptera; Plutellidae
Product: CUE domain-containing protein 1
Molecular function (GO): ubiquitin binding
Source: RefSeq, a predicted model, not a curated record